Triticum urartu is the source of this 2467-nucleotide messenger RNA. RefSeq lists its product as uncharacterized. Gene Ontology annotation, molecular function: RNA binding. The record is from RefSeq and is a predicted model, not a curated record. Gene Ontology annotation, cellular component: sno(s)RNA-containing ribonucleoprotein complex. Lineage: Eukaryota; Viridiplantae; Streptophyta; Magnoliopsida; Poales; Poaceae. Gene Ontology annotation, biological process: ribosome biogenesis; box H/ACA snoRNP assembly; pseudouridine synthesis.
UGCUCUAAGCCCACCCAGGACGUUUGAGAUGCGAAAGCCUCGUCUCCUUUGCUCACCGCCCUGGUCGCCGUGGCGAAUCCCGCAACAAAACCCUAGCCCAAAACCCCCACAUAGCCCCCCCGCAGUACUGAACCCUCCUUUGCGGCUUUGCCUCGAGCCCCACCCCGAGCCACUGUCACACUCCGUCGCGCCUUCCGCCUCUCCCCUUGCGCUCCCGUCGAGCCGGCGGCGCGGUGCCCUCGCUACACACCCCCGGCGUCACCGCUCAGCUCCGCCGGUACCGCCAACGCGUUCGCCUCUCCCAGCACGCGAGCUAGUUGCUAUUUACACUGAGAUGGAUUCUGAGGUUCUGGUGAAAGAGGUACUGAAAGACGGAAGGGGGAAGGGGGAGGAGGGGAGCAAAGACGAAGCUGCUGUUCGUGCUGAGAUGAUUCCCGAGGUCUCGUUGGAAAAGGAAGUGGAAGGUGGAGGAAGCAAGGGGGAGGACCAGAGCAACGGCGAGGCUUCCGGUGAUGCUGAGAUGAAUUCUGAAGUCUCGGCGGAAGUGGAAACGGAGAAUGGAGGAAGCAAGGGUAAGGAGGAGAGCGAGGCCGAGGAGGAAGAUGGGGAAUCAGGGGAGGCUACUUCGAGUAGUGAGGAGGAGGAAGAGGAUGACGAUGAGGAGGGGGAGGAGUCAAGUGAAGCGUCGUCGAGCAGUGAUGAGGAAGAGCAGAGGGCUAAUAACCAUUGUGGUGUCGGUGACAUGGCGGCCCUCAUUGAGGAGGGCAAAUUGAUGGUUGGAAUCAAUGAUGACGAUGAUGAUGAUGAUGACGAAGACGAGGAGGAGGAGGAAGCAUCGCAGGGUCAUGUCAACUCCAAACAUGAAGCAGAGAUCCUUCCUCCAGUGCCGAAGAUCGAAGUCCAGCUGGAACCACAUCAUAAGGCACUCCCAGUGGGAACAAUUUCAUCUAUCAUGGGUGAGAGAGUGAUUGUUGAAGGGUCAGCGCAACACAAUCCCCUGAAUGAGGGUUCUAUACUCUGGAGGACUGAAAGCAGGACACCACUUGGUAUUGUUGAGGAAUUAUUUGGACCAGUAAAAAACCCAUACUAUCUCGUGCGGUAUAACUCUGUGGAAGAAGUCCCUUCUGGGAUCAGUGCUGGAACUGCUGUCUCUUUUGUUAUGGAAUUUGCAAAUCAUAUCUUAAAUGUGAAGGAGCUAUACACCAAAGGCUAUGAUGGAUCAGGAGAUAAUAUUGAGGACCAAACAGAUGAUCCUGAAUUUUCUGAUGACGAGAAAGAGGCUGAGUACAAAAGAUCAUUACGGCUGGCAAAAGGGCAGACUGAUAGGCAACUUGACUCUAAGAAGCAUUCUGGUGAUAAGAAGAGGAAGCAGCCCAAGGAUGCUGGAUUCCAUAAGGGUAUACCUAGGACCCAUGAUGUAGCAACACCAGCUCACCAAUCAAAACACCGUAUUUAUCGCUCAGAUAUGGCUCCUGUUGCUGAUAACUCGGGACGUUCACGUACGAGUGUACCAAUAAUGACACCACCAGUCACACUGAAUCCUGCUAUGGCAUCAGCCAUUCAGUUUGCAGACCAGAUUGGUGGCUGCUUCCCUAACCCAUCACACCAGUUCUUACCACAGCAGCCAAAUGUGGUUUGGCCUGGUGGGUUUCCACCUUCUAUGUACCCGAACAUGGGAAUUAACGGAGCUGCUCUUGCAGCUAAUAUUAUGCAGAACAUACUCAGUGGAUCCAAUCAAUACCGGCAACAUUACCAGAAUCAGAAUUUUGGUGGAUUCCUCAAUGGAAUACCCAUGAUCCCAACACAGUUUAUUCCGCAGAGCGGAAUGCCUGUAAAUCCAAUGCCUUUUGGUGGACCACAAGUAAAUCCUCCAUUUGGUCCAACAUCUGAACUGGGGAUGGGGCAGGGGAACUUUGGUAAUCUUGGGUACUUGGCCGGGGAUCAAGGGCUGCCGCACCCUGGGUUGCCUAAUGCUCAGGGAUAUGGGCGCCUACCAUCGUCACAUGGAGGUGGUGGUCAGCGUCCUAUGCAAUUCAAUUCUGGGCAGUUUAAUCAGGGGAGCUCGUCCUUAUCUGGAAGAAGGCCACAACAACAGGGAGGCCAGCACUCACAGGGGAGAGGUAGUGGCGGGCAUCACUAAUAGGAUAACUGGCAGGCGUGUAUUUUUCUUCUUUGCAGGAAGAGUUAUACUUGAGAGCAAUGCCUUUUAAAAUGCUUGCAGUUACCAAACAAAUCAGGAAGCCUUUUCGGAUGAAUGAAUCAGGAAGCUGAUGGUGGUAUUUUGCCGAGCCUCACAUUUUGGGAAGAUCUGGAGAAGUUCAGAUUUGGGGAGUUAAGCUGAUAAACUUGUACUUUCGCUUUCGGAAAAAGGCAUUUGCUGCUUGGUGCGAUACCUGAAAAAUGUGAGAGUUGUUUCAGUUUGCAUUUGGACGACAACAAGGAAAAGCACACCUGCACGACAUGUUUA